AUGGAGAUCCGGCAGCACGAGUGGCUCUCGGCCUCCCCCCACGAGGGCUUUGAGCAGAUGAGGCUGAAAAGCCGCCCCAAGGAGCCCUCGCCGAGCCUGACCCGAGUGGGCGCGAACUUCUACAGCAGCGUCAAGCAGCAGGACUACAGCGCCAGCGUCUGGCUCCGGAGGAAAGACAAGCUGGAGCACUCCCAGCAGAAGUGCAUCGUGAUCUUUGCACUGGUGUGCUGCUUUGCCAUUCUCGUUGCAUUGAUAUUUUCAGCCGUGGACAUCAUGGGAGAGGAUGAGGAUGGGCUCUCAGAAAAAAAUUGUCAAAAUAAAUGUCGAAUUGCCCUGGUGGAAAAUAUUCCUGAAGGCCUUACUUAUUCAGAAAAUGCACCAUUUCACUUAUCACUUUUCCAAGGCUGGAUGAAUUUACUCAGCAUGGCCAAAAAGUCUGUUGACAUAGUAUCUUCCCAUUGGGAUCUCAACCACAGUCAUCCAUCAGCAUGUCAGGGUCAACGUCUUUUCGAAAAGUUGCUCCAACUGACUUCUCAAAAUGUUGAAAUCAAGCUAGUGAGUGAUGUAACAGCUGAUUCAAAGGUAUUAGAAGCCUUGAAAUCAAAGGGAGCUGAGGUGACCUACAUGAACAUGACUGCCUACAACAAGGGCCGGCUGCAGUCUUCCUUCUGGAUUGUGGACAAACAGCAUGUUUACAUCGGCAGUGCUGGUUUGGACUGGCAGUCCCUGGGACAGAUGAAAGAACUUGGUGUCAUCUUUUACAACUGCAGCUGCCUGGUCCUAGAUUUACAAAGGAUAUUUGCUUUAUAUAGUUCAUUAAAAUUCAAGAGCAGAGUACCUCAGACCUGGUCCAAGAGGCUCUAUGGGGUCUAUGACAAUGAAAAGAAAUUGCAGCUUCAGUUGAACGAAACCAAAUCUCAAGCAUUUGUGUCGAAUUCUCCCAAACUGUUUUGCCCUAAAAACAGAAGCUUUGACAUAGACGCCAUCUACAGUGUAAUAGAUGAUGCCAAGCAAUACGUGUACAUCGCAGUCAUGGACUACCUGCCUAUCUCCAGCACAAGCACCAAAAGGACUUACUGGCCAGACUUGGAUGGGAAAAUUAGAGAAGCGUUAGUUUUGCGAAGCGUUAAAGUUCGACUCCUUAUCAGCUUCUGGAAGGAAACUGACCCCCUCACAUUUAACUUUAUUUCAUCUCUUAAAGCUAUUUGCACUGAAAUAGCCAACUGCAGUUUGAAAGUUAAAUUUUUUGAUCUGGAAAGAGAGAACGCUUGUGUUACAAAAGAACAAAAGAAUCACACCUUCCCUAGAUUAAAUCGCAACAAGUACAUGGUGACGGAUGGCGCAGCUUAUAUUGGAAAUUUUGACUGGGUAGGGAAUGAUUUUACCCAGAAUGCUGGCACAGGUCUUGUUAUCAACCAAGCAGAUGUGAGAAACAACACAAGCAUCAUUAAGCAACUUAAGGAUGUAUUUGAAAGGGACUGGUACUCGCCCUACGCCAGAACCUUGCAGCCCACCAAGCAGCUGAACUGCUCAAGCCUCUUCAAACUCAGACCCUCCUCAAAUAAAACUGUCACCAACAACGCAAGUGGAAAGGACCCCUAG
Messenger RNA from Mesoplodon densirostris (Blainville's beaked whale), 1602 nucleotides. RefSeq names its product phospholipase D family member 5 (gene PLD5). The transcript is spliced from 10 exons. The record is from RefSeq and is a predicted model, not a curated record. Gene Ontology annotation, molecular function: catalytic activity. NCBI's taxonomy places the organism in Eukaryota, Metazoa, Chordata, Mammalia, Artiodactyla, Ziphiidae. The coding region runs from base 1 to 1602 and encodes 533 amino acids.